Molecule: messenger RNA, 939 nt
Organism: Closterium sp. Naga37s-1
Lineage: Eukaryota; Viridiplantae; Streptophyta; Zygnematophyceae; Desmidiales; Closteriaceae
Source: the annotation of a GenBank genome assembly
AUGCCCUGUCGUGCCAUGCCCUACUGCCCGCCCCCCUCCCCCCACUGCGCCCAUUCCCUCCCCCAUUGCGCCCCAUUCCCUCCCCCACUGCACCCCAUUCCCUCCCCCACUGCGCCCCAUUCCCUCCCCCACUGCGCCCCAUUCCCUCCCCCACUGCACCCCAUUCUCACGGCAGGUAUCAGUGAAGGACAUUCCGCGUUUGCCAGUGGAGCAGGUGCAGCAGAUCCGAGAGCAGGUGGAGGGCGAGGUGAAGAUGCUCGCCAACUCCCUCGCCUCCCUGUGCCCUGCCUUUCCCCCUCCGCCCUCUCAUGUCCCCCUCGGCCGUGUUGUGCCUCCCUCCGCCUUGCCCCGCCCUGCCCACAGAUAUCAGUGAAGGACAUCCCGCGGCUGCCAGUGGAGCAGGUGCGGCAGAUCCGAGAGCAGGUGGAGGGCGAGAUAUCGGUAAAGGACAUUCCGCGUCUACCAGUGGAGCAGGUGCGGCAGAUCCGAGAGCAGGUGGAGGGCGAGGUGAAAAUGCUCAGCGACUCCCUCGCCUCGCUGCGUGCUGCCCUUGCCCGCAUCGAUGCCUCGCGCGCUGCAGUGGAAGCCAUGGCGAAACAACAGGAAGGUCAGAGCAUGCUGGUGCCCCUCACCGGCUCCAUGUACAUCGCUGGGACCGUCGCUGAGCCCUCCCACGUGCUCAUUGACGUCGGCGCCGGCUACUAUAUCGAGAAGUCAGUGGAGGAGGCGAUGGGGUACUGCAUGCGCAAGGCGGAGCUGCUCAGAGCCAACCACGACAAGUUCAGUGAGGUGGCACGCGCCAAGAGGCAGCUACUGGAGGAGGUGACGAUGGUGCUGCAGGCCAAGGUGAGGGCAGCCGUGCAGCAGCAGGGCGGGGGAGCAGCAGGUGCCGCAGGGGGGCCAGCACAGGCAGGCAGGAUACAGGCAGCUGCCUCGUGA